Molecule: messenger RNA, 285 nt
Organism: Penicillium psychrosexuale
Lineage: Eukaryota; Fungi; Ascomycota; Eurotiomycetes; Eurotiales; Aspergillaceae
Exons: 2
Coding region: 1-285 (94 amino acids)
Source: RefSeq, a predicted model, not a curated record
AUGGGCGAACAGCUGUCCAAGAUCUCCAGAAAAAGGCCGACGCCCAAGCGAAGGACAUUCAAGAGCCUCGAGAACACACAGAAAGACCUCAAAGAGGCCCAAAAAUCCCUCAUAAAAUAUGAGCGGAUGUUCGAUGCACAUACAAUUGAGGUGCGGUCAAUCGUGCUCGACAAAUGGGCUGGGAAGCCUAUCAGCAAUACCAGAAGGUCUCAGCAGAACGCUGCUGCUCACGGUGGUAGUAUCCUUGCCGACUAUGAUGUGGUCCUCCGGGAGGUUGACCAGUAG